CAUUGGCCGGCAGUGAGCUCCGCCUCCCCGCAGGUAGUGUGUGUCGGAGCAGGUGGCGGGCGGCUGGCUGACCUUCACUUGGCAGCAGUCGAAGGAAUGUGAGACACGACCCCUGAUGGAGCGUCUGCCCAGCGCUCUGUCGUGGGUCGGACUCUGACGCGACUACUUCCGACAACACUCGGGAGCCGGAGUGGACCUGCGGCGGCGAGACGGACCUGACGUCGGCAAACGAGAGCGCCGCGAGACGUGCGGCCGGGAGGAAGCUCCUUGUUGCCUUGGCGAUCAGCCUCAUCUUCAUGAUCGGCAAAGUGGUCGGUGGGCAUGUUGCACACAGCCUGGCCGUCAUGACGGACGCCGCACACCUCCUGACGGAUGCGGGCAUCAUCGGCGUGAGCGUCUUGUCUCUCUGGAUCUCAGGCCGCCCGCCCUCUCCCACCAUGACCUUCGGGUGGCAUCGAGCAGAGAUUCUGGGCAUGCUGCUCUCGCUGCUGUCCGUCUGGACCGUGAUGGCGGCGCUGGUCUUCUCCGCCGUUCAGAGGAUCGCAGACGGCGGCGGCGGCUACGACAUUGACGGCGAUUCGAUGCUCCUCACCUCAGGCUGCGCUGUGGCAGCUGACGUCCUGAUGGUGGUGAUCCUCCACCAGUCAGCCAUCAAUCAUGGCCGCAGGCACGGCAACGCCAGCGUGAAGGCCGCCUUCAUCCACGCGGUGGGAGACCUCGUCCAGAGUGUCGGCGUCUUGGUGGUGGUUGCCAUCUUCCACAUGUGGCGGGACUUGCUUGCGUCCUGCCAGUAGCGCGCGUAAGCCCGCUGGAACAUGUCCUUGCACGCCACCCUGGCCUUCAGUUUGGAGCAGAUGAGGAAGGAGCCGGCCAUCUUGCGGUGUAAGGAGUACGUCUCCUCGGGCGGAGGUGCCAGGCGCUCCCUCAGCAUGACGGGGAUCAGGCGGUGGAUGCGCUCCGUCGUGCUCUGAGCGCCGAAGUCGAAGGGCUCCGACGAGGCGAAGGCUUCUCCCAGGAUCAUCACGGCGUCCACGUGGGCGUCCUCCAUGGCCUGAAGGUCAGCACAUCCUCACUAACGUGUGUGUGUGUGUGUGUGUGUGUGUGUGUGUGUGUGUGUGUAUGCGUGUGUGUGCGUGUGUGUGCGUGUGUGCGUGUGUGUGAUCGGCUUUUUGCUUGCUUAUUUUACCUUGGACUCCAAGCCGGUGAGGAAGUUCAUGUCUCUGGAUCUCUGAAGGACGCCUUCUCUGUCCUGCUGGGCUGCCGCCUGGAUCACCUUCACGCCGACAACACAAACUGUUCUUCUCAACGAGGUCACUACCUCACUUUUUGACCAAGUGACGCCGUUAAAAACAUCAAAUACAACUAGAUGAGGACAUUGCUGAAGGAAUGAUGCGUGUGAAUGUUCCAAUGCUGAAGUUGAAGUGAAAUGAAGAACAGAAUGUAGUUUGAAGAAUAGUUUCAAUGUGGGAGAGUUUGAAUUUCCAGGAAAACCGGAAUUAGGCCUGGAACUUAGGAAAGUGUUAGUUGGAAUGUGCAGGAUGAGUGGAGAGUGUUGAUGUUGGAAUGCUUUUGUGGAAGUUUGAAAAAUGACAAAUUCAUUUUGAAUGGGAAAAAUGUCCCGGAAAACCUGGAAUUCUGGGAUAUAUUAAAAUUAGUCAAGGAAAAGCCAGAAUAGGCUGAAUAGUUUGAAGUUGGAACGCUUUGUAUCGGGUGAAAAAUGUGGAGAAUAAUUUCAGUGUAAAAGCAUAAAUGUGUGAAUGUUUUCAUACAAAAUCUAAAGAAGAAUAGAAGAAUUUCAGUGUAAAAUGUGUGAAUGUUUCCACACAAUAUCUUAAGAAUAAAUAAAUUCAUUUCAGUGUAAAAGCA
Messenger RNA from Nerophis ophidion (straightnose pipefish), 1866 nucleotides. Its product is annotated as proton-coupled zinc antiporter SLC30A2-like. The coding region runs from base 297 to 794 and encodes 165 amino acids. The record is from RefSeq and is a predicted model, not a curated record. Gene Ontology annotation, biological process: response to zinc ion; zinc ion transmembrane transport. Gene Ontology annotation, molecular function: zinc ion transmembrane transporter activity. Gene Ontology annotation, cellular component: plasma membrane. NCBI's taxonomy places the organism in Eukaryota, Metazoa, Chordata, Actinopteri, Syngnathiformes, Syngnathidae. The transcript is spliced from 6 exons.